Messenger RNA from Neopelma chrysocephalum (saffron-crested tyrant-manakin), 1716 nucleotides. RefSeq names its product transmembrane protein 50B (gene TMEM50B). The transcript is spliced from 6 exons. Bases 113 to 589 code for a protein of 158 amino acids. NCBI's taxonomy places the organism in Eukaryota, Metazoa, Chordata, Aves, Passeriformes, Pipridae. The record is from RefSeq and is a predicted model, not a curated record. Gene Ontology annotation, biological process: protein targeting to vacuole; late endosome to vacuole transport via multivesicular body sorting pathway.
CAGAUGUCACUGAUUCAUGUUUGGCUGCCUUCCAGGUACCUGGGACAGGGCUGUUCAUGGAAAAAUCCCCGUGUAAGUCCCAAAGAAGCAGGGCAGUGUGAGCAGGGAGGCCAUGGCGGGGUUCCUGGACAAUUUCCGCUGGCCGGAGUGCGAGUGCAUCGACUGGAGCGAGCGCAGGAACGCCGUGGCCUCCAUCGUGGCAGGGGUGCUGUUUUUCACAGGCUGGUGGAUCAUGAUCGACGCCGCCGUGGUCUAUCCAAAACCAGAGCAGCUCAACCACGCCUUCCACACCUGUGGGGUCUUCUCCACACUGGCCUUCUUCAUGAUAAAUGCUGUAUCCAAUGCACAGGUGAGAGGAGACAGCUACAGUGAUGGAUGCUUAGGAAGAACAGGUGCUCGAAUCUGGCUCUUCAUUGGCUUCAUGCUGAUGUUUGGCUCCCUCAUUGCUUCCAUGUGGAUCCUCUUUGGAGCAUAUGUCACACAGAACACUAAUGUGUACCCUGGCUUAGCAGUGUUUUUCCAAAAUGCAUUAAUAUUUUUCAGUACUCUGAUCUACAAGUUUGGAAGGACAGAAGAGCUGUGGGGCUGAGCUGCCCCUGGGCUGGUCCAUAGUUACCACGUGGUUCUCUGUCUGUAGAUAAUUUACAGUUCUUUGUUCUUGGUUUGCUCUCCAAACCCUGGACUGAGACGAAUCCCAGGCUCUGUCAGAAGCUCCUCUUCUCCCAGGACACACUUGUGAAUAUGUACAUAGGACUGGAUCUCUUCCAAAGGGAAUGGCAGCUUUCCUGCUGGAAUCUUCAGGCUUCCUCCUUCCAAUCCAAGGCUUUCCAUCAUUUCAUCCUCCAAACCUCCACCCCUGUCUGAGGCUUCAGUGAACUGUCAGUGAGCAAACAGGACAAAGCCCAUCCCUGGAGCAGGACGAGGCCCAUCCCUGGAGCAGGGGCUGUGCUGGGAUAAGAGCUGAUUUUAAGAUUUUAUAUUAUUGUUCAGGUGAAUAUAUAAAGUAGCUUUUUUUUUUUUUUUUUUUGUCAAAGGUUAUGGUUUUUAAGCAGGUCCCUACACUCGGCAGGUUCUGCAUGGCUCAAACUACUCCUGACCUGUGAUGGCUCUGGCACAAAGGACAUUUGCUGGCACCACAGUCCUUGGAAUUAAUUUCAUGCUGCUCAGUGUAAGAGAUACCAAUUGGUAUUUAAUGUAUUUCCUGAUAUUAGAAUAAAAAACUCCAACAAACUGCUGCCAGUCCUACUUCAGGAACAUAAAGAAUAACUGAGAGUCAGACCAACAGCUUUCAAAUGAUUCUAUGAAAUCACACAGGUGUUGUUUUCUCCAGGGGAAGCUUUUUGCUCAUAAAUGAACAGUUUUCCUGCACUUUUCCCCUUCUGUACCUAAAAGGUGAAUGUUCAGGUGAAUGAAUUCACCUAAAAGGUGAAUGGGGAUAUGGAUUUGUUUGUUGUUCACAGUCUGACCUUGAAAUAACUGCCAGCUUUAGGGCUGCCUUUUGCCCCAGUUAAAAUGUGCCAACUUUAGGGCUGCCUUUUGCCCCAGUUAAAAUGUGUUUUAUCUCACGUUUCCAUGAUUGAAAUCGAGUUUCUUCUGUCUGGAGCGCACAGAAGGGAGGAAGAGGAUGUUUUAUAGCCUUGGGCUGAUCUUGUACAUUCAUUUGCUGUUGGUGACUCCUUCCCUCACGAGUUCUCUGUGGCUUUCAAGGCACUUGAC